This is a messenger RNA of Telopea speciosissima, 1663 nucleotides long. Its product is annotated as tRNA (guanine(10)-N2)-methyltransferase homolog. Bases 75 to 1526 code for a protein of 483 amino acids. The record is from RefSeq and is a predicted model, not a curated record. Gene Ontology annotation, cellular component: cytoplasm. NCBI's taxonomy places the organism in Eukaryota, Viridiplantae, Streptophyta, Magnoliopsida, Proteales, Proteaceae. The transcript is spliced from 6 exons. Gene Ontology annotation, molecular function: nucleic acid binding. Gene Ontology annotation, biological process: methylation.
AGGUCUUCGGGUGCGUAGUGGGUAUUUUUUUUGUUUUUUGAGGGGGACGCGGGUGGGAGAAAGAGAAGAAGAGGAUGUGGUAUCUAUGCGUGUUCUACCACAGAUUGUUAGAUUAUAGGAGACCCGAAGUUGAAGCUUUAGCGGAGCUCUUCGGCGCCUUCGGAGGAGAUGGCAAUGACAGCUCUCGCUGCUCUUUAGUGUGGAAGCUUCCAGAAAGCCACCACCCUGAUUCUCCUUUCCAUCUCGUCAAUCUCUAUUCCGAGGAUAUUGCCAGAAACAUCGCCAAUCGAAGUAUACUUGUGAAGGGAAUUUAUGAACUUUGGGGAGAAGGGAGUAGCUAUGAAGAAUUGGAAGAGGCAAUAAAAAGGUAUCCCGAUGAGCGAAAGUUGCCAUACUUGACACCAGAAAGCACAUUCAAGAUCACUGUUGACAGCUUUGGCAAGGUGAUCAGCUUUAAAGAGCAGAAUGAACGUAUUAAAGGGCUUGCUUAUAUACCAUUCAAGGGUCGAGUUAAUUUACGGAAUCCGGAUCACAAAUUCUGGCUAAUGGAAACUGAUGACUAUGGAUCUCAUAAUGGACUUCCUCCAGUUGUCGAGAAGAGAAUUUUCUUUGGUAGAGAAGUUGGCGCUGCAGAUCGGAAACUUUUGCCAACUUAUCAGUUAAAAAGCCGCAAUUACUUGGGCCCAACAGCCAUGGAUGCAGAAAUGGCUUUUCUUAUGGCCAACCAAGCCUUGGCCAUGCCAGGGAAACUUGUCUAUGAUCCUUUUGUUGGUACAGGGAGUAUUCUUGUUGCUGCUGCACACUAUGGAGCAAUGACAAUGGGUGCAGACAUAGACAUAAGAGUAGUACGUGAUGGGCGUGGGCCUGACUGUAAUGUUUGGAGCAAUUUUAAGCAGUAUAGAUUGCCAAUGCCAAUUUCCCUUUUGAGGGCCGAUAAUAACCUUCGUCCCUGGCGUCCAGGGCUAAAAGAGGUGUUUGAUGCUAUAAUUUGUGACCCUCCAUAUGGAGUUCGUGCUGGGGGGCGUAAGUCGGGUGGCCGGAAAUUGCUGAAGGGUGCUGUCGAUCCCUACACAGUCCCUGAUGACAAGAGGACGGACCACAUACCAUCAACUGCACCUUACAGCUUGGUUGAAUGCAUGCAUGAUUUGCUCGAUCUUGCUGCUAGGAUGCUUGUUAUGGGUGGGAGGCUUGUAUUCUUCUAUCCUGUACUAAGAGAAGAUGGAUCCACUGAUACUCUAUACCCGGAGCACCCAUGUUUCAGAUUGGUCGCUGCCUGCGAACAGAUUCUUAGCCUACGCUACAGCAGGGUCCUACUGACCAUGGUGAAGACGGCGCCAUACAGUGAAGAAAUUGCUGAGUCAGCUAGACAGAAGCAUUUAGAGUUCAAGGAAAACCAUGUGAAGUGGCUAGAAGAUGGUAACCUUCAUUCUGCCGUAUUCAGCCCUAUUGACCCUGAGGGUGGUGCAUCUGGGGAUUACAAGUCCUAUAAAGAUUCAAAGCCCAAGUAUAGAGGGAAGUAUGUGUAGCUGGUUCAUUAACUGUUUUUACCCCCCUCACAGUUUGGAGCUUAACUGAGCAAUUUUCACACAACCAGCAUAUGCUUAUUGAUCAUUUAUGUGCAGUUUUAACUCUGAAGAAUCUAAUUAAUCAAAUGAACUUCAAA